This is a messenger RNA of Ciona intestinalis (vase tunicate), 3574 nucleotides long. The record is from RefSeq and is a predicted model, not a curated record. Lineage: Eukaryota; Metazoa; Chordata; Ascidiacea; Phlebobranchia; Cionidae.
CCGACCAUGUGGUGGUAAAUUAAUUUCUUUUUUUGCUGCGCGAUUUCGGAAAUGUUUUAACUCUAUAUAUCUGUUUAGUUCAGAGCUAAGCGACUAAAAAGUUGUCAAAUAUGCCUGAGUAUUUUCAGAGGCCUGAAAAUGCCCUUCGGAAGGCGCACGAAUUUCUUGAUGUUGGCAAACUAAAGCCUGCCUUGGACGUUUUGAGCGAUGUGUUGCGCAGUAAAAAACAUCGCACGUGGCAAAAAGUGCAUGAGCCGAUCAUACGACAGUAUUUGGACCUCUGCGUUGAUCUGCGACGUAGUCAAGCCGCUAAGGAGGGACUUUACCAGUAUAAGAUCAUCUGCCAGCAGGUGAACACCAAGUCAUUGGAAGAUGCCGUCACCCAUUACCUUGAUCUGGCUGAAGAGAAAACCAAGGAAGCUCGGGAGAAAUCGGCAGAAACUGCGCUUAAACUUGUGGAGGAUUUGGAUAUGAUUGAAUCGCCAGAGGGAAUGCUGCUGCGCGCAGUGACUGGUGAGGACACGCAGGAUCGAACCGAUCGUUUGAUGCUUACCCCGUGGGUAAAGUAUUUAUGGGAGAGUUAUCGGCAGUGUUUGGAUUUGUUGCGCAACAACUGCCGUGUGGAACGCCUGUACCACACCAUUGCUCAGCAGGCUUUCAAGUUCUGUUUGAACUACGAUCGUCGUACGGAGUUCCGUAAGUUGUGUGACAAUCUUCGUAAUCACGUGAAGCUUAGUGAACAACGUCACGGAACUCAAUUCUCGGUAAAUCUCACGAACCCAGAGACGCAAGCUCUUCACCUGGAAACGAGGAUCGCUCAGUUGGACGCAGCGAUACAGAUCGAACUCUGGCAGGAAGCUUUCAAGGCUGUUGAAGACAUCCACUACUUAAUGAGUUUGUCCAAGCGUCCACCAAAACCACAAACUCUCGCUAACUUCAACAACAAACUUUCUCUUGUCUUCUGGAAAGCCGAGAACAUGCUCUUUCACGCCUGCACACGACAUCGGUUGUUCCACCUCACCAAGGACAUGAAACGAAAUCCUUCAAUUGAUGAUCUGACAAGAAUGGCUUCUCUUAUGUUGGUUGCCACAUUAGCGAUCCCGAUCACCGAACAAAAACACGGCAUUGGGAAACUUUUAGACAUGGAAGGAGCACUUAUUGAAAAACAUCUCAAUUUGUCGAAACUUCUUGGCUUGGAUCGCCCACCAACAAGAAGUUCGCUCAUCGAUGACUUUCUGAAAUUCAACCUGUUACAAUACGUACCACGGCAAAUCCGUGAGCUGUACCAGUGGUUGGAGGUUGAUUUCCAUCCUCGUAAACUUUAUGAGAGGGUGUCUUGUACAUUGUCAUGGAUUAAAGAACAAACUAGGGAACCAGAGUUGGUCCAAUACAUCCCAUACUUGCAGAAGAUUGUGGUUUCUAAAGUUCUCCAGCAGGUCUCACAAGUUUAUCAGACGAUUGAAUUCUCUCAUCUUCGGAAACUCGUUCCAUUCUGCUCCAUCUUUCAACUGGAGAGGAUCAUCGUGGAUGCAGCAAGGAACGGCCAACUCCAGGUGCGACUCGACCACAACCGAGGGGCUUUAAGUUUUGGAACCGACCUAAACGCAUCCCCACUUUACGUGGAGGAUGAAUUCUUCGAAACUAACCGUCUUCAAGCCCUCCCAAGUGAGCGAGUAUCUGACAGAUUUAACACCAUGGCGCGCGCACUGCUGGUGGCGAACCAGAUGCUUAAUGGGGAAGCACAUAAGAAUGAGAUCGACCAACAGCAACAAACUGUGUUGUCGUAUCACCUGAAAACUCAGGGCAAGGAACACAAGAAAAUACUUGAGCGUAAAUUUGUCAUUGAGGAAAGAAAAGAAAGGUUGGAGCAUAUUAAUCAUGAGAAGGAGCUGAAGGAGCAAAGAGCAAUCCAGGAGCAGGAGGAGGCGGUGAAGGCUGCGGAGCAAGAGAGGUUGAGCAAGGAGCAAAAAGAGAGAGAAGCGCAACGGAGGAAAGAUGCAGAUGAAGAGGAAAAACGGAAGAACGCGAGCGAUCGUCUGGAAAUGAUUAGGAAGAGCGAGAUUGGACAGAAGAUGUUGAAGGACAUUGAUUUGGAGACUUUCAACCAGAUCGAUCCUGAUGAGUUGAUGGAGAGACAGAUGGCGACCAUGGAAAAAGAGAAGAAGGAGAAACAAGAUCGCUUGAAAGCUCAAGAGAAAAAGGUUGAUUAUUUCGAGCGUGCUAAGCGUUUGGAGGAGAUCCCUUUGUUGAAGGAAAGGUUCAAGCAUAAGAUUAAAGAGGAUGCCGAGUUGUGGGAUAAACUGGAAGAAGAAAAGAUUAUCAACCUGAAGAAAGAGCAAGAACUUGCCCUCGGACAUCAGAAGCGAAUGAUCCGCAUGAAUGACGACAAGGAAGCGUUUCUCGAUCAUCUGCGACAAACAAGAAGUGCAAUAUAUCAGGAGAAACUUGCUGUUUAUGAGAAGUUGCUUGCUGAAGAACGAGCUGUCAGGUUGGCAAAGAGAAGAGCGGCGAGGAAAGAGGAGAGGAGGCAGAAGUGGUUGAAGGAGAGGGAGGAGGAAGAGCAGAGGAGGAAAGAUGAAGAGAUCAAGAAAAAGAGAGAAGAAGAAGAAAGGAUGAAGUUAGAGAAGCAAGAAGAAGAGAAGAGAGCGUACAAUGCAAAGAUGGCUGCGUUGGAACACCAAGAGCAACUACAACGUGAACGAGAGAGAGAAAUUGAAGAAAGGAUUCUUAGGGAACGAAACAUUGCUUCUACCAAGUCUGAAAGACCUCCGGAGCGAACUGCUUGGAGACGGGACACUCCGAAAACCGAUGCGGAUAGAGGAGCAUGGAGAAGAGGAGGCGAUGCUCCUCGUGAAAGAGGAGAGUGGGGAAGAGGAGAUACGAGAAAUGAACGGUCGGAAGAGCCUUGGAGGAGAGGUCCUCCUACCCGCGAUGUUGGAAGAAACCGCUCCCCACCAUCCCAAGGAGCUUGGCGUCCUCGUACUGUCCAAAGAGAAGCAGAUCGACCAUCACCCAGAGGUGCUCCUACCAGGGAAGAGAAUUCCUGGAGGCGCAGAUCCCCUUCUCCUCGUCGAACAUCUCCUCAAGGAAGAAGAAGCUCUCCUCCUGGCCGUCGUGUGUCCCCUCCCGGUAAUGCAUCGCCAGAGAGACGGAGAUCUCCUCCUGGGCGACGUGGAUCGCCAGGGAGAGCAUGGAGACGGGAUGCUUCGGAUCAAGACUCUAAAAAGGAGGGAGAUAGCCAAGCUUGGAAACCAAAGGAAAGAACGACAACCCCUUCUACUGGAGCAUGGCGCCCAAGGAUUCGGUCAGAUCAACCACCACCAAAGAAAGAUGAUCGCCGUGAUGAUUGGCGUUCAAGUCGUCGUUAAAAUCAUGGAAAAUCUUGAUUUGUAUUGUCAUGUGUAUUGUAGAUAUAUAAUUUUCUGUUUUGGGAGCUUAUUUUUGCUUAAACAAAUGACAAAUUUUAUUAAAUUGGUUUUUGGGUUUGACUUUGAAAAAAGGUGACAGAAUAUUGAAUCCUUUUGUGUUUUCGCUGCUUUUUUGGCUGGUAUGAAAAUAAAGUUCUUGCAUUGGA